GGCAACGCAUCGUUGAUGCUUUUCAAACCAUUUGAGAUUACAACAUGUGUAGCAUUGUAUACGAUCAGGAGCUAGAGGCAUCGCCACCCAGGCAUCUGAGUGUUUCCUUCUUCGAGGAGGUGCUGGAGACGGCAUUACGCACUUCGCGGAUUCAACUGGUUGGAAUCUAUUGCAGCAUGGGCAGCAGCACCGGGGAAAACUAUUGCAGUCAAAUCUAUCGGGCAUGCAUGAAAUACAAGUUACAAAAUAACAUUAAAGAUUCCCAGAAGGAGCAGCAAAUGGCGGUUAUAGUGAAAAGUAUUCCACGCAAUGAGUCGGUGGAGUUCAUAGAGGAUUUGCAAGUGUAUUUAAAGGAGAAGAUCACGUACUAUGAAGUGCUGCCCCGCCUGGAGCUACUUAUGAAAUGCAAACGACGCUUUGGACCCAAACUUUACCAUUGUCUUAAGGCGCCGGAGAACGCAUUGGUGUUUGAGGAUCUCAGCCAGCUGGGUUAUGUGAUGGCCUCACGAGAAGCGGGUCUGAAUGAGGCACAUUGCCGCUUGGUCAUGGAACGUUUAGCGGAAUUUCAUGCUGCCUCUAUGGUGCUGGCGAUGUUGGAUACGGAAAUCUUUGAAGCCUAUGGCGAUGGCAUGUUGUCGCCUCACGGUCUGGCCAAGGACAAAGGUCUCAUAUUAAGUUUCUUUAGCGGAAACGGACAUCAGCUCCACAAGUUGGUCAGCAGUUGGCCGGGAUUUGAGCGCAUUGCGAGUAAAAUUGGAAAAUAUAUGGAACACCAUCGUUCGAACUUGGUGAGGGCUCAGGCACCGCUGGACAAAGAAAUCAAGGUACUUAAUCAUGGUGAUCUGUGGGUGAACAACAUGCUGUUCAAAUACGACAAGGCGCAGCAGUUGCAGGACGUGAUCUUCAUAGACUUUCAGCUGAGCAUUUGGGGCAGUCCCGGCAUCGAUCUGAACUACUUCUUCUACACCAGCCUCAGUUUGGAUGUGCUAAAGCACAAGCGUCCACAGCUGCUCAAGAUCUAUCACAAUCGACUGGCGGACACGCUGCUCAAUCUGGACAUGGGCGUCCCUGUGCCCAGCUACGAUCAGCUGCUGGCCGAGGUGCAUCGCCGGGAGAGCUACGGCUUCUUUGCCGCCUAUGCCAUUCUGCCCACGGUGAGCCAGGACAAGGCACAAACCGCGGACAACAAUUUGGAGAACUUCAAAGACGCCGACUUUGCCAGGCGAAAGGUGGAACAACAAUUCGCCUCCUCUCGCGUAAAUGAAACAUUGCGCUACGCUUUGCCGCACUUUGAGAGUGCAGGUGUAUUGGAUUAAAUAGGGAAUAGCAACAACAUGAAAAGCACUCACCCGUCCAGGCGUCCUUGGCUUAGUAUAUGGUUAUUUCACAAGAAAAGUUGAAACCAAAAUACAAUACAGUAGUAUAAAAAUAUAAAUAAAGAUUUUUAAGAAUUACGCGCACUUUUCACAGACUUGUUGCUGGUCUUUUUGGAUUUACCGUCGCAGUACGAGCUUUUUACAGUAUUGCCAGACUUUUAGUACUGACAAUAAGAGGCUGUGUCAGGGUUGACAGCUUUUAAAAAA
Molecule: messenger RNA, 1583 nt
Organism: Drosophila innubila
Lineage: Eukaryota; Metazoa; Arthropoda; Insecta; Diptera; Drosophilidae
Exons: 3
Coding region: 45-1316 (423 amino acids)
Source: RefSeq, a predicted model, not a curated record